AUGGAGGUAAUUACACCGGAGUUAGUCGACCACAUCGGUUUAUUACUUCUUGUUAGUUCCAAGAGUCUUGUUAAACAAAUCUGUGGGCAGUAUGUCUCGUUCAAACCGACACUGGUUAUGCCACCAUUGAUUUCUGCAGAAACAAUCACCCCUGGGAACCAUGCGUAUGUACGUGAUACCUGCGAGAAAACAAAUACGCAACUGACGCGAUCUUAUCAUUCAAUACUGCCGAAGUUUUGCCUAACGUAUCACCUGAAUUUAUGUGCUAUCGAUAAUUUCGAUCAUGUGACCAUGAAAAUGCAGUUUUGGACUUCUUUAAACUCGGUGCAGAAAGAAUUAUUCGGAAAUCUAUUUACG
Messenger RNA from Acaulospora colombiana, 357 nucleotides. NCBI's taxonomy places the organism in Eukaryota, Fungi, Glomeromycota, Glomeromycetes, Diversisporales, Acaulosporaceae. The record is from the annotation of a GenBank genome assembly.